Molecule: messenger RNA, 3050 nt
Organism: Chenopodium quinoa (quinoa)
Lineage: Eukaryota; Viridiplantae; Streptophyta; Magnoliopsida; Caryophyllales; Amaranthaceae
Product: ubiquitin carboxyl-terminal hydrolase 25-like
Exons: 8
Coding region: 560-2575 (671 amino acids)
Biological process (GO): protein deubiquitination
Cellular component (GO): nucleus; cytosol
Molecular function (GO): cysteine-type endopeptidase activity; cysteine-type deubiquitinase activity
Source: RefSeq, a predicted model, not a curated record
AAACGUGAGUGAUGCCAAACAAACCCUUAUAGUUUUUUGUGGUGUUACAAUAUUUUUUUUUUUUAUUUUUUGUUUUUGAAUCCAAAGUUUUUUUUUUAUUUUGUAGUGGUAUAAUCAAAAUUUGGUUUUUUUACGGUGUAAUUUUAUAAUUUUUCCAAAAGUGAUAAAACUUCACACAUAAACACAUUCUUUAAAAAAAAAAAAAAAAACAAAAAAAUAAAAAGCACAACCUGAACAACAAAACAGAAAGAGAGGAACACACACAAAAAUAACAGAAAGAGAGGAAAAAAAGAAGGGGAGAGACGGAGACGAAGACGAAGAGUCUAUAACGGCAGAAGCUACUGCUGUAUUCGACCACCACAAUCACACGGCCAACCCCACACAAUCACACGGCCUUACCUUAUUUCAAUUCGGAUGCGCACGGGCGAAUCUACGGUGGCGAAGCCGAAAGUAGAAAUUGAAGAUCAAUGAGGGGCGAAGACGCGACAACGAAGACGAAGACGAGAAAGAGUUUGAGUUUAUCUUUCUUCGAUGGUGGUUGUAGUCAUAUUGUUAUUAGAUGGCUGGCUUGCAAAUGAGUUGGCAGCCAAGUCUUGUUCACGAAAAACGCAAAAAUGGCGGCCCUUUAGGGUUGAAGAAUCUCGGCAAUUCCUGUUACCUUAAUUCUGUUCUUCAGUGUCUUACUUAUACCCCUCCUCUUGCCAAUUUUUGCCUCAAGAAUCAACAUUCUUCUCAUUGUGAUUCUUCAUCUGAGCCUGAUAGAAAACGAGACUGCCCGUUCUGUAUAUUAGAGAAAAGGAUUGUUCGGUCAUUGAGCCUUGAUUUAGCACUUGACGCACCAUCAAAGAUUGUGAGCUGCCUCAGGUUGUUUGCAGAGCACUUUAAGUGUGGUAGGCAGGAAGAUGCUCAUGAGUUCCUCCGCUAUGUCAUUGAUGCUUGCCACAACACGUGCCUUCGCUUGAAGAAAUUGCAACAGCAGCGUGCUAGGAAAGUUUCCAAUGGAAGCGGAGGAGAGAGUUUUGUUGGGGCUUCCAUUGUGAAGGAGAUAUUUGGGGGUUCUCUGCAAAGUCAGGUGAAAUGCCUUUCUUGUGGAACUGAGUCAAAUAAGGUCGAUGAGAUCAUGGAUAUUUGCCUUGAAAUAUCCAACUGCAGUUCACUUAAAGAUGCCAUGAAAAGAUUUUUUCAGGCUGAAAUUUUAGAUGGUAAUAAUAAAUACAAAUGUGAGAGAUGCAAGAAACUAGUGGCUGCUAAGAAACAAAUGUCCAUUCUUCAAGCACCAAAUGUACUUGUAGUCCAGCUUAAGAGAUUUGAGGGAAUUUUUGGCGGAAAGAUAGAUAGGGUGAUUGCAUUUGAAGAAAUUUUGGUUCUUUCAAGCUUCAUGUGCAAAGCAAGUCAGGAUCCUCAGCCUGAGUAUAGUCUUUUUGCUACCAUUGUGCAUUCAGGAUUUUCACCUGAGUCUGGACAUUAUUAUUCAUACAUUAAGGAUGUUAUGGGUCGUUGGUAUUGCUGCAAUGAUUCUUAUGUGACAUUAUCAACUUUGCAAGAAGUACUUUCUGAGAAAGCUUAUAUUCUUUUUUUCACCCGGAAUGGCCAGAGACCUGUUGCUGUUGAUAAUACUGCUAUGUUGAAUGGAGUGAAGCCUUAUGGGAUUAAUGGCAGCAACAUGCCUGAAUCUCCGAGGAGCUCUAUUCCUGCAAAAGCAAUGAACAUGAAAUCAUCUAAUGCACCUUCCCUCGUUAAAAGAUUUCCGUUUGCUAGUAAGAGUGUUGAUGCUUCUGCUAUUCUACAAAAUAAAUUAAGUGGCAUCACAAAUUCACUUGCUAAAAGAGUUUCUGGUCGUGAUAAUGGGACAGUUGAUGUUCAGAAAAAAGAAGCUAUGAGAAGUAAUGGAAAACCAAAUCAUUCUGUUUGUAAGCAGAUGAAUGGAAACAAUGUGCAUUCAAUGCAAGAUAACAAUGGAAAGUGUAGAAAUGGUGAACAUAAUGCCGUUGCAAGUAGCCAGGUUUUGAUAAAUGGUGAUACUCAUCUCAAGAAUGGGAAUCUUGGUCCUGUAAAAGGAAGUCUUUGUGAAGACAAUGGCUUAAAAAACAAAGAGACUACCAAGAAGGUGAUUGAUAAUGGCGUCAUCCAUAAUGGUCAAAGAAAUGAGCGCAGUGAUCUCUCUGGCCCGAGAAAUCUGGAAAACGGAGAGAAUGCAGGGAAGAUGUUCGACAAUGGUGCCUGUCAUAAUGGUCAGAGUUAUAAUUCCUUAGGCUACAAGAGAAAUUUGGAAGACAGGGACUCAUGCAUUUUGUUAGCCAAGGAUGCCAAAUCGCGGGCUAAAGUUGAAGAAUUUAAGGAACUUCUUCAAAAGGAGGCUACAUUUGCUCUGCAAACAUGUGGCUGGUCUGAUAAGGUUUAUGAAUACAUGAGAUCAAAGAAGAGGGUGUGUGUGGAUGCUUGCAGCUCAACAGAUAACAAAGAGCCAAAGAACAUGUUAAUUGCUGAUGCCAGAUCUACGUUUAUUUCACAAAUUCCUGGAUCUUUGAAAGGAAGCCUUAUCGAACACAUUAGAUCAUUCAGCAGCCAGAAGUAGUUCAUAGUUAUUAUUCUCGAAUCGCUUGGCAGAAGAAGGUAUCUGGCACUUUCAGAAUUUCAUUAGCAGACUCCACUUUAAUUUGGAAUGGGUUGUAAACUUAAUUGUAAUAUUCGGGGAGGCUUACUAUGCGGCCUCCCCCGUAUACAUUUUAUACAGUUGCCGGUGGAUGCAUAUCAAGUAGACGACUAUUUUCUGCCUAUUCUGCUGCUGAAAGUGAUUGCUACCAGUCAGAUGGUAACGUUUCAGGGUUAGGCUUUGAUGUACAAAUCUUGAGGUAGGUUUUGCAGUUGUUUGAUGGAGAUACUCAGAAAUUGAUGUAUUCAGCUACAUUUAUAAUAUCCUUUUUGUUCUAAACUUAUCCCAUUUUAUGGAUGUGCAACAAUUUUUAUCUGUAAAAUGUGGCCGGAGAGAUGAAAUUAUACCCCAGAUUUGAGGUUCUGUAUUAUUCUGCUCUGUGCAAGAGUUGCAUUCA